Darwinula stevensoni is the source of this 6489-nucleotide messenger RNA. The record is from the annotation of a GenBank genome assembly. Lineage: Eukaryota; Metazoa; Arthropoda; Ostracoda; Podocopida; Darwinulidae.
AUGGGAGCAUGCGAAGAAAGAUCCCUGAAGAAAGCUGCAGAUGACUACGUGAUCAUGCAUUACCCUGAAGCGUAUAGCAAAGCUUAUUCUCUACCCGAAGGAUAUAUUUUGAGUAGGAAGAAAUUCAACCAGUUGAAGAGACAGGCUUUGCAAUGCGAAAAUGUCAAUAUGCCAUGGGAUCAUCUUUCUGUUGCCAUGGUGUUCGAUCGCCUCAAGGACGCAUUUAAAGAGGUGCCAUCACUCACAGUGAGUGAUUACGCCUUCACAGAUACCUUUCUCAAAGGUAUCACUGAAGAGAAAAUGAAAAAACUCAUAAAAGUAUCCCAAAUCAGUGAAGAGGAUUUGCGACCUGGUGACCAUGAUGUAUUCGGCAUUGGGAUAUCUGGCAAGGACGUAGUUGGGAUUUUCUUUCAAGUGAAAGCAACAAAAUCUGAGGCAAACCCAAAAUCAGUCCUCGAUUCCCUUGGAAAGGCAAUGCUGCAAAUCAAGAAAGACGUCAAUAUUUUCCGGACCUUAUGUGGUGGAUUCUUAAAUUCAAAUGUGAAAGCUCGAAUCCUCACCUCGGAAGAUUUGCUUAACCCUAGAAGUUUCAAAAUGUUUCUGGCAAGACACGAUAUCGUAUUAGAAAAGGUCACAGGAGGGAAUUCCAUGACCCAAAUCACAGCCUUCAAAGACAUAUUCAACCUCUAUGUCUGUGCUGCAUCUACUGUCAGCGUCCCUCGCAACCCCACUCAGUUAAUGGACUGCUGCAUGGAACAGAUGGAGUCCGUGCUCAUGAUUCUCACUCCACAACAGAGAGAAUUAGUGACGAGCAAUGAUGAGGUCAUAUUCCUGACGGGAGGUAGUGGAACUGGUAAGACUGUCGUUCUGAAGAAAAGGGCCUUGGAUUUGGCGUGGAAAGAUGAAGUAUUGGUCAUCAAUGUAGCUGGUGGACAUUUGACAAGGGAAUUUCGACAAUACUUCAGAGGAGUGAUGCACGUUAGGGUUGUGGAUGGGAGAGAAGAGGGAAUUUCGGAAAACUUCGAGAAAUUCCUUGCCUUCCUCAAGGGCCAGGGACUGCAUAAGCAUUUGCUGAUCGACGAAGUUCCUUACACUUAUGGAUUCAAAGCUCCUUACAAUGCAAUACGUAUUAAGGAGCAUUGGAACCAGGUCUUGAACAGCCUUAGCGAGCAUGUGAAGAGCAUUACGAUUGCAUUCCGGCCGAACGAUCCCUCCUAUGCCAUAGAUAUUGAUCCAAGAGACAUCACGAUUGGAGACGUCAGCAUAUAUGUUUUGAAUGUGGGACAGGCGGACAAUUUCUUGGAAGAUGGGAUCAAGUUGGUGGUGCACCGUCACGUUUCUUCAAUGCAAGAAGAAGGGCACGUGGAUGUCCAGAAUGUGCCAAAGGAGGACGUUGACAUCGACGACGAAGCCAUACUCCACAGCCUUGAUGUCGUUGGAAACUUCCUACUGGUUGUGGAAGCUGGCCCUUCACAGCUGAGUGAUGCUCAGGCAAACGGAUCACACAUUGUAACAAAUUGCCCGUUCGUUGUGGAAGCCGUCAAGGGAUGGCUGAAGCAAUGUGUCUGGUACUUCGACAAGGUGUGGUCGAAUAAAUUCAUCCCUCAUACGAUGAACGAUUCCAGGAUUGCUGCAAUCCUGAAUGAUUUCCAUGAAAGCCUCGAAUCGGACAAUGAGGAUGAUGACGAGAGGGAAAUGGAGAAAGUCACUGAAGAAUAUGUGGCCCACAACUACCCUGAAGCCUAUACGAGAGCUUGCUCUUUACCAGAGGGUUACCUUUUGAAGGAAAAAAUGUUCAAUAUGCUUAAGACAGUGGCUUUUGAUGGAAAGGAGGAAGUGGAUAUGCCAUCAGACCAACAGUCCAUUACCAUGGUAUUCAAUCGCAUUAAAGAUGCAUUCAAGGAUAUUCCCUCCCUAACCAUUGCUGACUACGCCUUCACAGACACCUUGUUCAAGGUCGUCUAUGAAAAGCAGAAAGUUGACUUCAUCCGGCAGUCAGGAGUAACAGAGGAAUUCCUUAAAUCAGGUGUCCAUGAUGUUUUCGGAAUUGGAAUAACUGGCAAUAACAUCUUUGGGCUGUUCUUCCAAAUCGGGAGAACGGACUUACAGGGAAAUUCCAACACACUAUUUCAUUUGCUGAAGCAGGCCACUCAACGGUUGGCUGGUUUUGUUGCCUUCCCAACGCUUAGAGAGUCUGAUUUGCAGAAAGUUAUUAAGUGCGGAGAUUGCCGAGGGCGAAUCAUCACUUUUGAAGAUUUACGUGACGCAGAAAGUUUUAGGAGAUUUUUGGCAAAACACGAUAUCAAGCUGGAUGCACCUUGGGAUCGGAAUCCGGAGUCCUCUGUCAUGAAGACCUUCAAGGCGAUUUUCAACAUCUACGCUUGCGCAGCAUCAGCUGUGGAUCUCCCUCGCAGCUCCGCUCAGUUGUAUGCUAUGAGUGAGGAGCAAAUGAAACCGAUGCUUGUGAUUCUCACUCCUCAACAGAGGGAGCUGGUGAAUAGUGACUUAAGGGUGAUCCUUCUGACUGGCGUCAGUGGGACAGGCAAAACCUUUGUUCUAAAGAGAAGAGCUAUACAUCUGAAGGAAAAAGGUUCAGUGUUGGUCCUGAAUAUUGCCGGAGGAGGUCUCACGGAAGAUUUCCAAAAUGACUUUAAAGCUGCACAUCAAGAAAUCGAGGUUGUUGAUGGAAGAGAGGGACGGGAGAAGGGACUGGAAGAAGAUCUUGAAGGACUGAAAAUGUUCCUGGAAGAGAAAGGAAAAGGAAAGCACGUCCUCGUUGAUGAAGUCCCCAUCACAUUAGGACUACCUGGUAUCAUCACCGCUAAAGGUCUUUCCGACCAUUGGGAGUGGAUCACAAACUUGGAUGUGCAGUCAAUCACUCUCUGCUUUAGACCCAACGACCAAUCUUACACGAGGGAUUUCUUGCUCGAAGAGGUCAAACCAGGUGGCUACAGCAUUACUGUCCUCAAUGUCCCAGAGGGUUUGUUCCCACUCGUCGUGGUCACCGAGGAGGAAAUUAUGGGGUGCCACCCUCGGAACGUGACAAUGGUCCUCGACUUCCCACGGUCGAAGUGGAAAAAUUAUAAUCGAUUGAUAGCGUCCACUGGAGAAAACAAGAUCCUCGUUGUCGAGGAAGAGGAGUGGACAACGGGCAGGUUUUCCCAUGUCCCGAAAGCUAUAAAAGAAAAUCCAGGGUGGAAUAUCGAGAGGAGAAAGGUUGAUGAAGUCGACCUCAGAGCAAAAAUGGAGAGCAUACUGCAGGAAUACGAAAGGAAAGACUUGACUGACGUAAAGGGGGUAUUCCCUCAGCAAUCCUCCCCUAGUGUGCGUAUGGAUUGGGAUGGGGGAGGAGAGGAGAAUGGAGAAUUUGGACAGAUGCUGGAAUAUACGCUCAUAGGGAUAAUAGGCUACCCAGCCUCGGGAAAAUCCAGAAGAAUAGACAAAUUGAUUGCACAAGUGACAGACAGAGUUAUGGUUCUCCACUGCGGCGGAAAGUUGUCUCGCCAAUUCUACAGACAACGCUGGAAAAAGAAGGCCGACGUCGAUAUAGUGGAUGUCAAUACUUCGGAAAUCGAUUCUCUUGAGAAAAUUUUCAAUGAAGUUCAUCAGAGGAAGAUGGAGAAGGAUAAGGGCAAAAAUAUGAUUGCGAAGGAAGGAAAGGUGAAAAAGAAAAGAAAGAAUAAGGAAAAUGGGAGGAAGGAAACGGAUGAAGAGAAGGAGGAGGGAACGAAGAAAGCGCCAGAUCCGCUGGUUGUGGUGGUCGAAGACUGUCCCAUCUUCCACCAGUUUCCAGUCACCACCGUUGAGAGAAUUAAAAAAAUGAAUACAAGGCUCAUCAUCGCCUUCAAACCUCAUUCAAAUUACACACCUGAUAUCUCAGUGGACAGAGUUGUAGAAAUGCUGCAUGAGAGGCGAGACUGCACAGCGAUAGUGCUUCGAUCACAGCCGACAAACCUGGCUCUCCUGACGCACAUCCGAGAAAACGAAAUUCCAAGUUUUCUCAAUUUGGAGUCGAAGAACCUGUCCGUCUCUACUCUACCAGCCUCCGUUGUCCCUGGCCCACCCGUCCAAUACGUCGACAUCAAAGCCAAUAAAUGCUCGAGAAGACAUUUGGGGUAUAUCUGCAACGGAAGGAGCACAUGUGGGAUAUCUGCGAAUGUUUUAUCUUCCCUUUUGAGAUCGAAGCCUUUCGAAUCAAUGAAUGAAAUGACUCACAUCUUGGUAUCAGAUGAGGGACUGCUGAUACCCUUGCGAGAGAAAAUGAAAACUUGGCCUAAUAUCCAAGUGAAACACCUCAAGGACUUCCGUGGAUGUGAAGCUUCCAUCGUCAUCUCUUUCAACGUGAGUGACGACUGGCUGCUUGAAGUGAUCUCUCGCUCCAGGACUCGACUCAUCAUCAUUGACAACCUCAUCGAGCAUCAAACCCUAUGGAAACAAAUGAAAAACGAAGGCGUUGUAUCCAUCCCCUGUCUCCCAGACCCCGAAGACAACAUAAGCAUCCUCCUGAGACUUGAUGAUCAUGAAAUCUUCCUAAUGUUCCUGGACACAUCACGAAUCCAAGAAUUGACAACAUACUUGGAAGCAAUCCAUCGGAAUCCUCGUGGUUCUUCAAUUGCAGAUAGAGAACUCACUACUCUGCUUCUCAAUUGCUAUGCCAAACUUGGGGAUUCUCAGAAGCUUGAUUUCUUCGUUCAGGGUGAAGAUGGGAUCCAGGAUGUGGAUACAGCAGUACGAGUAUUGAGGCGUGCUGGCUGCUUAUAUCAUGCCCUGCUACUUGCCAAGAAGCAUAACAAGCACCACCUGCACCUUGGCAUCCUCUUGGGUGAUGGCAUAGGUGAUGCAAAGGAUGCUUUGGACUAUAUUCAGAAUCUUCCACCUAAAGAACUGGAGGUAGUGUUGGUGGAGUAUGGUGGAGCUCUUAUGCAUGUGGCUGCCAAGGAGACCACAGAACUCUUGCUUCAACUCCCUGCCCUCAAGCAUCCUGAGGAGUAUCUGCAUCUUUUCCAGGGUCAUCAAUCUGAACGUCUCUGCUUCCUUCGACAUGUUACCCAAGAAAAUAAGGGAUCCUCAAUUCUCUGGACUGCUCUCCUUGAAGAACUCCUGAGACUCUGGAGUGAAGAGAAAGAAGAAGGGGAAAGCAAGAGUUUGGAAGCACAAGUGUGUGAUACAUUGGAGAGAGGGGAAAGAGCAUUGGAGAAAGAACAGGCUCUGCUUCUCUGCAGCCAGUAUGGCUUCCGACCAGGACUUCUCCGUCUUUAUGGCCAACUGCACCUAUGGAGUGAAAUGCUGGAUGUUCAUGUGAAUACAAAGGAUUGGAAAGGAGCUAUGGAAGCAUGUAGAGUUCAAGAAAAUGAGCAUUUAUGGCCAUUGCUCCUGUCUAAGGUGGUUCAGGAUCCUGAGACCCCAAAGGAGGUCCUGUCCACCAUCUUGACUCAGAUUGAGAAAUCCAAGGAGCUCACACCAUUGCAAGUGUUGGAUUCAUUACAAGGCUGUCCUCAUGCCACUCUGGGUCUGGUGAGGUCUUAUCUACUGCAUGCAUUCCGUGCUGAGAAGGACCAGGCAGAUGAGAGCGAGACUGAGAGUCGACGCCUUGCUGAUCACAUCCUCUCUGUCAAGCAGAACUGUCAGGCUCUCCGUUCCAGCUGCUUUGAGAGCUAUUCAGAAGGGGAACAAGGAUGUCCCACUUGUGCUCAAAAAACUGAGAAGAUCCAAGAAGCAGUGACUCUUGAGUGGGAACAACAGGGCUCAGUGUUAAACCAGGAAUUCUUCCGUCGUAUGGCAUCAUCCAAUGAGGAUCACUUUAAAGUCAUUGCAGACUUCUUUUCAAAGGGGCUUUUAUCUACCCUUCAAGAACCUCUAGGUUUUGAUAUGUUUGGACAGGGAGAAGGUCGCUUGAGACAAGAUGAGAGAGUGACUUCAGUUUCUCAGCAAACUGAGGGAAGAAUGAGAGGACAAGAAGGAAGGAGUCUAGCUGCAGCUGGAUCUGGCCUCUCUUUGUUGGGAGGCGAAGGGAUCCUACGAGUGCGUGAAGGGAAAGCCAUGAGGGAUCAACAAGAAGAGAGAGCUGCUUCUGUUUCUCGUCAAUCAGAGGGGAGAUUGAGAGGACAAGAAGGAAGAAGUUCAGCUGCAGCUGGAUCUGGACUCUCUUUGAUGGGAGGUGAAGGGAGCCUGCGAGUUCGUGAAGGGAAACCCAUGAGGAAUCAGGUGCCUGCCACUCGCCCAAGGACAUUGGAGGCAACUGCUGAACCUCAUCCUCAAAAGGAUCACCAUUAUAACCCAUUUGCUGAGGAGAACCAUUACAAUCCCUUUGCUGAGGAUGCAGAGGAGAAAGAGAAAGAAAAAAGUAACAAGAAUCCCUUUUCAGAUGAUGACGAUGAUUAUGAUGAUGAGCUGAACCCCUUUGCCGAAUAAAAUAUCUAUUUGAUAUUUGAUAUAUGGACAUUGGAUUGCCUGAAUAAAGUUAUACCUAAAGGCACAGCCUAUAGCAUA